GAGGUGAGACGCUGCGCAGUGGUUCCGCAGUGACCUCAUAACGGCUUCUUGUGGACCCAGAUCCGUAGUGUUUUUGCACCUGCAGUGACUUCAUAGCGGUUUUUCGUGGGAUCCAAUUCCGUAGUGGUUUUGUAUCUGCAUUAGAUGCCUAGUGGUGUCAGGACCCAGAUCCGUAGUGGUUUUGUAUCUGCAGUAGAUGCAUAGUGGUUUCAGGACCCAGAUCCGUAGUGGUUUUGUAUCUGCAGUAGAUGCAUAGUGGUUUCAGGACCCAGAUCCGUAGUGGUUUUGCAGGGGGCCAGAUGAGCGUGAGGAGGAGGGGUUUGUGGUGACAGAGUGUCUUUGUGCUUGUGACUGGCUGCGGUCUUUAAUGGGCCCAUUCAGGGGUUCUGCUGUCUACAUGACGGAGCUCCUCCACCAAGAGAUUUGGGUCUAGAAAGCACCAUGAAGAUGAGCUCGUCUGCAGUGGCGUUUCUGCUCUGCUCCAUCACUCUCUCUUUAGGCUCAGCGUUGCGGUGCUACCGGUGUCAUGGCUACAGCCCUGUGAACUGCCAGUCCAUACAGGAAUGCAGCUACGAGGACUCCUGCCUGUCCCUGAGUGAAAAAGGUGGCAAAACCAUUCGCCAGUGUAUCAGGUACACAGACUGUGACAACCUUCGGCUGACGCAGAUGUUCCCCUCGGUGGACGGCUUCACCUACAGGUGCUGCAGCAGUAGCCUGUGUAACAGCGGUACUCUGGCGACCCGGAGCCGGCCCGCCCUGCUGCUGGGGGCGCUGGUUCUGUUCUGGUGGUGGAUUCUGUGAGCCUGGAUGGAACCCCCUUGAGUACCACAGAGACAACUAUGGAUGGGCUGUCAAUUUAGUUCAUUUUUUAUAGCAGAGGCAACGAUGUGCUGUCAUUUUACUUUCAUUUUGUCCAUGAAUUGAAAUCUCACAUGAUAGUGUUAAUCAUAUACAUUUUGCAUCAAUAUUGAAGAUAUUUGUAGUUUUUGUUACAGGUACGUGAACUGAUUUAUCCUUGGGUCUCUAAAUAUUAAUAUUGCCAAUUAAUCCCAUUAAAAUUAAUAACUGUGAUUUAUUUCAAUCCAUUUAGCUUUUCCUGUCAUGACCACACCCACCAAACAUGUGUGUUUAAGAUGGUUUGGUUUUGUAACUAACAGAAUUAAAAUAUUUGUAAAAAUAA
Clupea harengus (Atlantic herring) is the source of this 1180-nucleotide messenger RNA. It is a transcript of the gene cd59b, whose product is annotated as CD59 molecule (CD59 blood group) b. The record is from RefSeq and is a predicted model, not a curated record. Lineage: Eukaryota; Metazoa; Chordata; Actinopteri; Clupeiformes; Clupeidae.